Messenger RNA from Podarcis muralis (Common wall lizard), 2268 nucleotides. The record is from RefSeq and is a predicted model, not a curated record. NCBI's taxonomy places the organism in Eukaryota, Metazoa, Chordata, Lepidosauria, Squamata, Lacertidae.
GCCAGAUGGGCGGGGAAUAAAUAAAUUAUUAUUAGUAUUCCAGUUCUGUGAUUCUUCUGAUGGCAGCUCCUGUUUUGUCACAUUCUUCUGGCUGUUUCCCAGACUGAUCCUAUGUUUGCUCCCAUGGCAGGAUUUGCUUCGGGUCUGGUGCCCAUGUACGUGGGCGAAAUCUCCCCCACCAACCUUCGCGGGGCGCUGGGCACACUGAACCAGCUGGCCAUCGUCAUCGGCAUCCUCAUUGCCCAGGUGUUUGGUCUGGACAGUCUUCUAGGCACAAGUGAGCUGUGGCCCCUCUUGUUGGGUAUUUCGGUGGUGCCUUCCAUCCUCCAGCUCCUGAUGUUCCCCUUCUGUCCGGAGAGCCCCCGAUAUCUCUACAUCAUCCGCAACAAGGAGUCCAAGGCCAAAGAAAGUCUCAAGCGGCUGACGGGUCAGGUGGAUGUGACCGCAGCUCUGACAGAGAUGAAGGAGGAAAAGCGGAGGAUGGAUUUGGAGCGCAAAGUCUCCAUCGCGCAGCUCUUCCGCUGCCGCAUCUACCGCCAGCCCCUACUAAUCGCCGUGGUCUUGCAGCUCUCGCAACAGCUCUCUGGCGUCAACGCGAUAUUCUAUUACUCGACCGACAUCUUCAAAAAGGCCGGCUUGGACAAACCCAUCUUCGCCACCAUCGGGGCUGGCGCCGUGAACACGGUGUUCACCGUCGUUUCGGUGUUCCUGGUGGAGCGAGCCGGCAGGCGGACCUUGCAUAUGCUAGGAUUGGCGGGAAUGGCCGUGUGUGCCAUCCUUAUGACAGUGGCCCAGGGCUUGACGGACCGUGUGCCGGCAAUGAGCUACCUCAGCAUGGUGGCCACCUUUGGCUUUGUGGCGUUCUUUGAGAUUGGCCCGGGGCCAAUACCCUGGUUCAUUGUGGCGGAGCUCUUCAGCCAAGGUCCCCGCCCGGCUGCAAUGGCUGUGGCCGGCUUCGCCAACUGGACUUGCAACUUCAUCAUUGGGAUGAGCUUCCCCUCGAUCGAGGGAGCCCUCCACUCGUACGUCUUCCUCAUCUUCGCAGCCCUUCUCUUCGUGUUCUUGAUCUUCACGUACAUCAAGGUUCCCGAGACGCGAGGCCGCACCUUUGACCAGAUCGCCGCUACAUUCCGACGGACGCCAUCUUUGCUAGAACGAGAGAUCAAGCCGUACACGGAACUGGACGAACUGAGCCCGGACGCCCACGAAUGAUAGGGUUUUGGGCAGGCGGCGAACCCUAGCGCCCAAAAGGCACGGCGAAUGUGGACCGUGGUGUUCAGGGUAACUGGCAAGAGGUACCAGGAUCUGCCUAGCACUUUAAUGGUGCCACAAGCCUUACCGGCGCGUGGUCAGAGUUGAACCCUAUUUUUUUCUUUGUUUUCAUUAGGUCAGUUUUUAGCCUGGAUGUGUUUUUAACUUCUUUCCCUUUUUUUAAGAAAGAAAGGAAAAACAUUAAUAAAAAGCAGGGUGGGCAUUGUGGGGCGUGGGGGACACAAGGCCCCUCGCCCCGCUUCCCUUGUUUCGGAGGACAAGAAGCUUGUGGCGUCGAGCCAGGAGCCACGAGUUCCGAUUCUGUAAAUAAAGGAUUGUGGGGGAUUUGCACUGAGAGCGGACAGGGGGCUGACGUGCUGUCGAGAUCCAGGAAACGCAUUCUCCCCAAAAGCAAAGUUCAGAGGCUGAAUUUGAAAAGGGGACGGUGGGCGGUGGGGUGGAAGUAAUAAUUCUGAGGACAGCGACUAAAUUAAUCUUCUCACCAAUUUUCGGGUUAUUUAUAUGCUGACUCCAUUUCCGCAUCGAGCCGGGGCUCAGCCCUGACUUACACAAGCAGCUGUUGCAGCUGAGGAAAAGAGUGCCCCAGAACAUGUGCCGAGUUCUUUUCCCGCUCACACCCUAAGGAGCCACGCUCAGGCCUGUCCCAUCACCCACUUUUGGGGUGUGGGGAGGGGUCAGGGCAUUUAGGCCCGGCCCAUCUCCUUCUAGAAAUUAAGAACUGGAGGGUGGGUAGGAAUAAAAACAUCCUUGAAUGCUCAUGGAGAGGUAAUAUGGUCAGUAGUGGUCUCAAGCCCCCCCCCCCGAAAAAAACCAUUUUCGUCUGCACCGUGGUUGCCUAGCAACAGCAGCAAUGGCUGCCCUGGCCGUGUUUAGCGACCACCAUGUGUGUUGCCUAAACGCUCCUUUGUUGAGGACUCUGUGGCAGGGUGAAGUAGGGCAGGGAGAUUAGAAUACGGUUUUGGGAACUGUAGUUUUCUAAUGGUUUCGAGUCAUUGG